Triticum turgidum subsp. durum (durum wheat) is the source of this 417-nucleotide messenger RNA. Lineage: Eukaryota; Viridiplantae; Streptophyta; Magnoliopsida; Poales; Poaceae. The record is from the annotation of a GenBank genome assembly.
AUGCGCCGGAGAGACCGUUUUGUCUUUUGUGCCGAAGCUAUUUAUGAAUCACAGGCCGAAAACAGUGAAAUCAAGGGGCAUUACUUGAAUGCGGCUGCGGGUACAUGUGAAGAAAUGAUUAAGAGAGCUGUAUUUGCAAGAGAAUUAGGGGUUCCUAAUGUAAUGCAUGACUACUUAACUGGGGGAUUCACCGCAAAUACUACUUUGGCUCAUUAUUGCCGUGACAAUGGCCUACUUCUUCACAUUCACCGUGCAAUGCAUGCAGUUAUUGAUAGACCGAAAAAUCAUGGUAUGCAUUUCCGUGUAUUAGCUAAAGCAUUGCAUAUGUCUGGUGCAGAUCAUAUCCACUCCGGUACAGUAGUAGGUAAGUUAGAAGGGGAACAUCGUGCUCGCAGUAUCUUUUUCACUCAGGACUAG